AUGACGACAGACUUGUUCGGACUGACCCGCGCUGUGGGGAGAAUUAAGGCAGGUCACCAAUCCACCGUCAUUUGCUGGUCAGGACAUGCCUUUUACUUUGAUGCAGUAUCUCCUCAUUGGUUGCUGCUGGCCAUUGGUUUCCCUUGGUCGUCGUUGGCAACGAUGGCGCUCGUUUUGGGAAUUAUUCGUCACUAUCGUCGUUUGUUAAUGGCCGAACCAUUGUCUAACCCAUUCUGUUUUGCUCAUCUUUCUCUUACUGUACCAGCACCAGGACCAAGACAAGAAUGGACGAGUGUACUGUACGGUCGGUGA
Seminavis robusta is the source of this 312-nucleotide messenger RNA. Lineage: Eukaryota; Bacillariophyta; Bacillariophyceae; Naviculales; Naviculaceae. The record is from the annotation of a GenBank genome assembly.